Messenger RNA from Exaiptasia diaphana, 2245 nucleotides. Its product is annotated as melatonin receptor type 1B-B-like. The record is from RefSeq and is a predicted model, not a curated record. Gene Ontology annotation, molecular function: G protein-coupled receptor activity. Lineage: Eukaryota; Metazoa; Cnidaria; Anthozoa; Actiniaria; Aiptasiidae. Gene Ontology annotation, cellular component: membrane. Bases 806 to 1978 code for a protein of 390 amino acids. Gene Ontology annotation, biological process: G protein-coupled receptor signaling pathway. The transcript has 2 exons.
GUAUUUUUUUAGAUUUUCCGUGUAAAAUAUCAUUAACAGMCUUCUUACUUAUGUUGGCUCAAGACGCGCUGUCGUCUUAUCCAAACAAUCUUGGCCCAUAACACGUUUAACUAUCAAAAGCUGCUAUUCUUGACAUCAAUUGUUUGAAGGGUUGCACCUGUUAGUGCUCAAGUGAAUUGCAUCUAUCCUUUUCUUUGGUUCCCUAAAACGAAAUUUGAUAGCCAUCGUCAAAGAGAGGCUUUGGUUUUCAAGCUGCUCUUUAUUGAAAGUGAGAAAAGUCACAUUGAAACGCAACCGCCUCAAGUAACUGUUUUUCAACRAUAUUUUGAAGACCAAAUCGUGAAAGGGUAAACAAACACGGACAUUGACAUUUCCCACUGAAUGAACAAGUACUGGAACUAAAACACUUUUUUCAGCAUCUUCAAUUCAAGAUCAAAAUACUGUAAGUUCUCCUGAAAUAAAAUCGCUUUCCUGUAAGCUUUAUUCGCUUUAUCCGAUGGUGGAAAUACAAAGAAACAAGUGAAAAACCAAACAAUACAGAGCUCGUGCUGUUUACAUAAUCCAGCUGACAUCUCGAAAGGGAAAAACAUUUGCAAGACAAAAAUAUUGUUCUUGGAGCUGACAUAUGUCGCAUUCAAUUCCAAUUUGAGUGGAUGAAUUUGAAAACACUGAGCGAAAAAAACGAAAAAUCAGUGUGGUUAUGAUUCAGUGAAAUUUGGGCAGUUUAAUUCAACUGGUUGAAAGAAAACUUAUAUUUUUAUUCCUUAAAUUAAAUCAAAACCUCAAACUCGUCAUCUAGACCAAUAUGGGGCAGUACACCCCAGAAGCGAUCGCAGAAACAACAUUCAUGAUAUUCAUUUGUAUUUUGGCAUCUUUCGGAAACAUUUCUUUGUUCAUCGUAGUCUUUACCAAUUCCAACCUGAAAUCAAUCUCAAAUUAUUACGUUCUCAGUCUUGCGGCCGCAGACUUGAUGGUAGUUCUGGUCAGCGGACCCGUGACUGCAUCGAGCAUGCUCAAAGGUAAAUGGGAGUUUGGAGAGACAGCUUGUACACUAUUUGGGUUCAUAACUUUAUUGACAUUCGUUGCUUCCGUGAACAGCUUAGCAACAAUUGCGUUGAAUCGAUAUUUUUUCAUCGUAAAAUGGAAAGAAUACAAAAACAUUUUCAACAAGCGUCGAAGUUUCCUCUAUGGGGCGUGCACGUGGGGAUUUUCCAUCUUCAUUAGUAUUCUACCGCUAUUUGGCUGGGGGAAAUUCGACUAUAUUCCUGAAAAGUCUUACUGUUUUGUACUUUGGCCAGCAAACGUGUACUAUAUGUACUUUAUGGUUAUAAUUUGCUUUUGUGGACCGCUGAGUGCUAUGUUAAUAUGCUAUUACAAGAUUCUAACUUUUACAAGGAACCUUAAGAGAAAACUCUUCAUGUCGAAGACCAAUCCAUCUUCCAAGAAAAAGUUCUUUAAGCGUGAGGCCCGAGUGGUGUCCCCUGAGGAAACAAAACUAACAAACACACUUCUGAUCGUUGUGGCUUGUUUUGUGUUUUGCUGGGCACCGUUUGCUAUAACCAUGUUCUUUGACGUUUAUCAUCCACACCCUAUUCCUCGCGAGGUACACGUCGGAUCGUUACUUUUGGGAUAUCUCAAUAGCAUGUGUAAUCCCAUUCUCUAUGGACUACGCAAUACAAGCUUCAAAAAAGGGUUCAAAAACUUAUACGCCAAGUGUUUGCCUUGCUUGAUCAGGAAAGAAGAGGUCAGCUAUUUUCAGAGUUCAAUCGAUGGAAGCGAAAACGACUCCAACAAGUCUAAGACAACGAAAGACAGCUACUGCUUUAAAAACAGCUUUGAAAACGUGAUCGAAAACAAGGAAGUGCCUGCGGAAGAGCAAGAGUGUCAUCAUCCUUCUAUUAUUUUCAAUCACAGAGUUUCUCCCACUUUUAAAGACGUUGGAGUUUUUCUUUCCGAAAAAAGAGUAACAACUGUAUAGUAUACAACUUUAAGUUGUUAUCGCUUCUUUUGGCAUAUUUUUAUUUUCAUAUUAUCGAGUAGAAUCGUCCUAUGGUUGCUGGGAGAUGAUAUAUAAAGGUAAUUAAUGAAGUUAACAAUGUCCAAUUUUAAGAAACAUUCAUUUGUUUUGUUUUAUUAUAAGGAUAUUGUAUAUAAUUAACGCCAACUAACUGGCUACAAGAAAAGCAUUUUUGUAUAUCAAAUAUUUAAGGAAUAAAGUAUGGAUUGCCAUAGUUUAUCCGUGAAA